AUUUUACAAAUAAUUGGUCUUGGCUUGUUUUGUAAAGGAUUCUUCCCUUACAAAAUUCAGAUUGCUGGUCAUGCCACUUACGAAUCUACUCCAAGUUGGCCAGAUGACAACAGCCAAUCGCGUCCUUUAGUAAUUGAACCAGAAUUUGACCGUCUUGUAUUUGUGGUCAUUGAUGCCCUUAGAAAGUAUGGAUUUUUUUUCGUCUUCUUUCUCUUUAAUAUAUCUGUAUAUAUAUAUAUGUGUGUUCUCAUAGAAUCAAAAACUGCUAUACCAUUCACUGCACGAGCUACAGCACCAACUGUCACUUUACCUAGAAUAAAAGCACUUACUACAGGGACUAUACCUAGUUUUCUGGAUGCGAUUUUGAAUAUCGCAGAAUCUGACACGAGUUCAUCACUUGAGCACCAGGACAACUGGGUGUAUCAAUUGAAACACCAUUGCAACAAUACGAUCCAUUUUUUUGGAGAUGAUACUUGGAUCCGUUUGUUUCCUGGGUUGUUUACAAAGCAGGAUGGAACGACUUCUUUUUAUGUAUCUGACACAGUACAAGUUGAUUUGAACGUUACUCGUCACAUACAAACAGAUAUGACAGUCCCUGACUGGAACACUAUGAUUUUGCAUUAUCUUGGAUUAGAUCAUGUUGGACAUCUUGGAGGACCUAAAAGUCCUUUGAUGAAACCAAAACAAGAGGAAAUGGAUCGUGCAUUAGAACAAAUUUAUCAACUUGUAGCCGAGCAGGACUCAGAACGAAUUGUAAAAGACGCUAAUGCGAAGGGAACCUUGAUUGUAGUGUGUGGAGAUCAUGGUAUGAAUGAGGUUGGAAAUCAUGGCGGAUCAUCCCUUGAAGAAACGUCAGCUGCGCUCGUGUUUAUGAGCCCACGAUUUGAGUCAAGACCUGUAUUGAAGAAGCAUUCGACAAGAGAGUUACCUGAACGACCUAGUGCAUUUGGAUUUCCGAUUAUUGACCAGAUCGACCUGGUCCCUACAUUAGCGUCCGUAUUAGGAUUUCCUAUUCCAAAAAACAAUCUUGGAAAAGUAAUUGUUGAUCUUUACAGAGGAGACAAGGACUCAUCAAUUCUAAGAGCUCUGCAGCUCAAUGCUUACCAACUUGGGCAGCUGUUAUCAAAGUCAAUCCCUGAACCUUCAAAGAACACUGAAGAAUAUUCAGUUGUAUUUGGUGACAAUAGUCGAAACGAACAGGGGUAUGCUAGAGCAGUUGCGCUCCACAAACAAGCUCUCGAUGACAUCAAAAACGAACAGGCUACAGAAACAGCCCUCAAUGCAUAUCUUGAGUUUAUUGAAUAUGCCCAAUCGUAUCUUGUGGAUACAUCUAGUGAUUAUGGGCUUGGGUAUAUGCUGACAGGGCUUGGUUUGAUCUGCAUAUCUACCAUACUACUGGUUAGGUUGAGUUUGACACCUGAAAGUGAAAAUUCGUGUCAAGAGCAUAAGAGCUGGUUGCACACAAAGCUAUUUGUUAUGGUUUCCAUAGUUGGUUACAUCGCAAGUAUGUUUGCGAGUAGUUUUGUUGAAGAAGAACAUCUCAUCUGGUACUACUGCUUGCAAACUAUUUUUGUCAUAUUGGCUCUCCAAAGGAGCAACUCUUGGCUGCCUUACUUUCUCUGUCACAACUACCAUUAUUGCGCCUUGCUGCCGCAUGAUCGUGUGGGAUCAUUUCUUCAUAUCUUAUUAUAUACUAGCACGCCAAUUCUGCUCCUUAUCUCUCGAUCCCAAAAUGCGUUUUUGUUUUCAGUCUAUGCUGUCCAGUUUUACCUACUGGAGCAAUGGCAGCGCUCCUCUAUGCCUGUGCCUGUACCUCCUUGGCUGCUUGGUGCAAUCGUUACCUUAUUUAGUCAGGCAGCGUUCUUUUGUACCGGCCAUUCGAACUCUAUUGCGUCCGUAGACCUCAGUAGCUCGUACAUAGGUGUAGAUGGCUACGACCCUCUAGUCAUCGGCCUCUUGACCUUUUGCUCCAACUGGGCCGGUAGUCUUUGGUGGAAAAAGAGGGAUGCGGAUGUGGAUGCGGAUGCGGAACUUCGGUGGUGGAAUUACAGCGUGACACUCUCGGCUGUGUCUGGAUCGUUCCUUGUUGCACUUUCUCUGUCUGUCACAUUGCUUCGCGAACACCUUUUUAUCUGGACUGUGUUCUCGCCCAAAUAUCUGUACCAAGUAGCGUGGACGUGUUUGUUCCACUGGUUUGUGCACAUGUUUGUGGGAAGUAUUGUAGUAAGA
Phycomyces blakesleeanus NRRL 1555(-) is the source of this 2229-nucleotide messenger RNA. RefSeq lists its product as hypothetical. NCBI's taxonomy places the organism in Eukaryota, Fungi, Mucoromycota, Mucoromycetes, Mucorales, Phycomycetaceae. Gene Ontology annotation, biological process: GPI anchor biosynthetic process. Gene Ontology annotation, cellular component: endoplasmic reticulum membrane. The transcript has 12 exons. The annotation marks the transcript as partial. The record is from RefSeq and is a predicted model, not a curated record.